Striga hermonthica is the source of this 2847-nucleotide messenger RNA. Lineage: Eukaryota; Viridiplantae; Streptophyta; Magnoliopsida; Lamiales; Orobanchaceae. The record is from the annotation of a GenBank genome assembly.
AUGAAGAAGACCCAUUCAGGGCCAAAGAUUCAAUUUUUUGAAUCACUCUUUCACGUUUUGCUACUGUUACCUGUAUUUUACCCUCUUGCACACUCGCAGCCCGGCCCGAACGACGAUGCUUCGGCCAUGUUUGCGCUCAGGAAAAGCCUCAACCCGCCGGAUGGGCUCCUGUGGGCCGACCCGGACCCGUGCAAGUGGGGCCGUGUCUACUGCUUGGAGAACAGGGUCACUCGGAUUCAAAUCGGGCAUCAGAAUCUCGCGGGCACUCUCCCGACCGAGCUUUCUUCCCUUACUCAGCUCGAGCGCUUGGAGCUGCAAUGGAACAACAUUUCCGGGCCUCUCCCGAGUUUAAAGGGUUUGAGUUCUCUUCAAGUUCUAAUGCUUAGUCACAAUCACUUUACUUUCAUCCCUGCUGAUUUUUUCUCCGGCAUGUCCUCUUUGCAAUCCGUUGAGAUCGAUAAUAACCCAUUUUCCGCGUGGGAAAUACCAGAGAGCCUCAGAAAUGCGUCGACCCUUCAGAAUUUCUCGGCAAAUUCUGCGAACAUCACCGGCAAAAUCCCGGCAUUUUUUGGGCCCGAUGCGUUUCCGGGCCUGACCACCUUGCAUUUGGCUCUCAAUAGCUUGGAGGGCGAGCUGCCACCGGGUCUCUCCGGGUCGCAGAUCGAGUCUCUGUGGGUGAAUGGGCAGAAACUUGGUGGAGGGAUUGAUGUUUUGCAGAACAUGACGUUCUUGAAAGAGGCUUGGUUGCACUCUAAUGGGUUCACUGGCCCUUUGCCAGACUUUUCGGGUUUGAAGAACUUGGAGGUUCUGAGUUUGAGGGACAAUUCCUUCACGGGCCCUGUUCCUUCGUCAUUGGUGAAUCUCGAGUCCUUAAAAGUCGUAAACUUGACGAAUAACUUGCUCCAAGGGCCAAUGCCAAAGUUCAACAAUACAGUUGCAGUUGAUAUGACCAAUGAUACUAACAGUUUUUGCCUGACAAAGCCCGGUGAUUGCGACCCUAGAGUCAACAUGUUGCUCUCAAUCGUAAAAUCCAUGAACUAUCCGAGAAAAUUCUCCGAAAAUUGGAAAGGAAACAACCCCUGCGCUGAUUGGUUCGGAAUCACUUGCAACAUGGGGAACAUAACCAUAGUCAACUUCGAGAACAUGGGCCUCACUGGCACCCUCUCCCCUAAUUUCACAUCCCUGAGGUCCCUCCAGAGACUGAUCCUUGCCAACAACAACCUAACUGGCACCAUCCCAGACGGGCUUGCCUCCCUACCGGGCCUCAUAGAGCUUGAUGUAUCCAACAACCACCUGCACGGAAAAAUACCAGCCUUCAGAGCCAACACGAUUGUGAAAACCGGCGGGAAUCCUGACAUUGGACACGAUAAUCCCAGCUCGAACUCCUCAGCCUCAUCCUCUGCAGCAAGCCCAGGCUCAGAAACCGGCCCACACAACAACCGCCGAAAAUCCCGUAACAUGACGGGUGUCAUCAUAUUCUCCGUGAUCGGAGGACUAUUCGUCCUCUGCUUAAUCGGGCUGACUGGCUUCUGCUUGUACAAGAGCAAGCAAAAGCAGUUCAGCCGAGUCCAGAGCCCGAACGCAAUGGUGGUCCACCCUCGCCACUCGGGCGGGUCGGACAACGACAGCUUGAAGAUCACGGUGGCUGGGUCCAGCGUGAGCGUGGGCUCCCUCAGUGAGACCCGCACUGGCCCUGCGGGCGAGUCUGGCGACAUCCAGAUGGUCGAGGCAGGGAAUAUGGUGAUCUCUAUACAGGUUCUGAGGAACGUGACGAACAACUUCAGCGAGGAGAAUGUGCUCGGACGGGGUGGUUUCGGGACGGUUUACAAAGGGGAGCUUCAUGACGGGACCAAAAUAGCUGUGAAGAGAAUGGAAUGCGGAGUAAUUGCGGGGAAAGGAACUGCGGAGUUCAAAUCGGAGAUUGCGGUCCUGACCAAAGUCCGGCACCGGCAUCUGGUGGCCCUGCUCGGGUACUGUCUGGAUGGAAAUGAGAAGCUGCUAGUGUACGAGUACAUGCCGCAGGGGACUCUGAGCAGGCAUCUUUUUGGCUGGGGUGAGGAGGGGCUGAGGCCUCUGGAGUGGACUAGGAGGUUAUCAUUAGCACUGGAUGUGGCGAGGGGGGUGGAGUACCUGCACGGGCUGGCCCACCAGAGCUUCAUACACAGAGACCUCAAGCCAUCGAAUAUACUUCUGGGGGAUGACAUGCGAGCCAAGGUGGCGGAUUUUGGGCUAGUCCGGCUUGCGCCUGAGGGUAAGGGGUCGAUUGAGACGAGGAUAGCGGGGACCUUUGGUUACCUUGCGCCUGAGUACGCAGUGACUGGGAGAGUGACCACCAAGGUCGAUGUCUUCAGCUUUGGUGUCAUCCUGAUGGAGCUCAUCACGGGCAGGAAGGCCCUGGACGAGACCCAGCCCGAGGAGAGUGUCCAUCUUGUCACGUGGUUCAAGCGAAUGCACCUCAACAAAGAGGCUUUCCGAAAGGCUGUGGACCCGGCCAUCGACCUCGACGACGACACCCUGUCAAGCAUCGGCACUGUCGCUGAGCUGGCAGGCCACUGCUGCGCGCGUGAGCCCUACCAGAGGCCCGACAUGGGUCAUGCAGUCAACGUGCUCUCCUCUCUGGUCGAGCUCUGGAAACCAUCGUCCGAACCGGGGCCCGAGGACAUUUACGGAAUCGACCUCGAGAUGUCUUUGCCCCAGGCGCUAAAGAAGUGGCAGGCAUUCGAGGGGCGGACACACGCAGACUCGUCUUCCUCGUCUUAUCUGCCGAGCAUGGACAAUACUCAGACAAGCAUACCCACGAGGCCGUUCGGGUUUGCCGAGUCCUUCACCUCAGCUGAUGGCAGGUGA